Messenger RNA from Diprion similis, 6163 nucleotides. It is a transcript of the gene Dap160, whose product is annotated as intersectin-1. The transcript is spliced from 40 exons. The record is from RefSeq and is a predicted model, not a curated record. Gene Ontology annotation, biological process: positive regulation of Rho protein signal transduction. Gene Ontology annotation, molecular function: calcium ion binding; guanyl-nucleotide exchange factor activity; protein binding. NCBI's taxonomy places the organism in Eukaryota, Metazoa, Arthropoda, Insecta, Hymenoptera, Diprionidae. The coding region runs from base 262 to 5931 and encodes 1889 amino acids.
UAUGUCAGCAGCCAAAGUGGGCAGUCCCGUGUUCCGCUCUCGUGUGUCACGUCAAAAAAAAAAUUGCACAUCGCCUAGAAGGCUUAAGGAAUAGUCAUCAGUCGGGGCAACGGAGGGCGGCGAUGCGUUCCAUUCAAUAGUUAUGAUUUAGGUUAUAAUACAAUACGUUCAUACUCCUGGAUAAAUAUUCCAAGGUAGGCGUUAUUCGGCUUGCAGACGAGGCAUUGAGAGAGGAAUCGAGUGCGAGAAACAAGGAGAGAGAUGGCUGCAGCCGCAGCUUUGGGUGUCGAUCCGUGGGUGAUCCAGCCACGGGAACGCGCUCGAUAUCAGGAGCAAUUCAAUUCUCUCAAACCGGUGAAUGGGAUCGUUACAGGAGAGCAAGCGAAAGGCUUCUUUCUACAGUCACAGUUGCCACCUAUGACUCUUGGACAGAUAUGGGGCUUAUCAGAUACGGAUGCUGAUGGAAAAAUGGACGUGAAUGAAUUCAGUAUUGCUUGCAAGCUGAUCAACUUGAAGUUGCGUGGUUUCGAAAUCCCAAGUGCACUCCCACCAACUUUGAUUCGAAGUCUGAAAUCGGUAACCAAUGAUGGGAACGUCGUUAACCUUUUGAACGGUGGUAACUUGAAUGGGAUUACAUCUGCACAGCCUAUGGGAAUGAGUUUUGUGCCUGGAAGUGUAUCACAAAAUCUCACAGGCUUAAAUGGAUCUGCUUCACAGCCAAUGCGGCCACUUCCACCCAUGUCGAUGUCAAUGGCCUCACAUCAGAACAAACAGUGCGUGGCUCCCAGUACACACAUGGUUCAUAAUUAUGCGUCAUCAAAGCCCCCUGCUCGACCUGCACCCCCUUCCAUGGUAGGAACACUUCUUGAUUUAUCCUUCGAUUCUUCACCACUAAUGGUACCUGCCAGACUUGCCAAUUUCAUUUCCUCGGGAACCACUAACUCUGCUUCAGCUCCUGGUCCACCACAAAGACCUGCACCACCGUCAUCUAUUGGUACAGUACCAUUGAUUGGUGGCCCCCCACCAAAACCAGCCCCUCCAUCAUUUCCAAAUAGUCCGGUCAACAUGGGUAUGUCACCAAUUAAAAUGCAGCCGUCCGCAGGAUCCAUUAUUCCUCCUAUCCAACCAGUACAGCCUAUGACUGCAUCAGCACCGAUGGACUUGUUCGAGUUUGAUUUCUCUCAAGCUUUUGGAAUGAGCAGCGUGAUGCCAAUACAACCCGCAAUGAUACCUCCUAUGUCUGCCCCAACGAUGGCACCUAUUGCAUCUGUUGCACCUAUGGCUUCAGGCAUCCCAAUAUCUGCUCCAAUCAGCAGCAUUCCUUUAGCGCCAGUGCAACAAAUCAUGGGAAAUCCUCCAGUUGCGCCCAUAGUCCCAUCGUCAGUUAACGGAAAUCCAACACCCGUAUCUACGAAUUCUCCACUCAGUACAACGGCUAGACCUCCAAGCAUAGACAGAGUUGGUUCACUUGAUUCUCAGCAUAGCCAGCAUUCCGCAGGUUCACCACAGGUCGAGUGGGCAGUGCCUCAUCAAACAAAAUUGAAGUAUACGCAGCUAUUCAACACUUGGGAUCGUACCAGAUCCGGAUUUCUCUCGGGACCACAAGCCAGAAAUAUUAUGGUUCAGACACAGCUGCCUCAGGGCAUCUUAGCCCAAGUAUGGGCUUUGGCCGAUAUGGAUGCUGAUGGACGAUUGGGUUGCGAUGAAUUUGUCCUAGCCAUGCACUUGUGUGAUAUGGCUAAGGCUGGUGAAAAAAUUCCCACAGUUUUACCAAUUGAACUCAUUCCUCCCACAUUCAGACGACAACGACAAGGUAGCGUUACAUCCCAAGGUACAUCAGAGAAUAUUGAUCCAUCCGCUGGCAUGCCACAGACGUCUUUCGAAAACAAGAGAAAAGAAAACUUUGAAAAGGGGCAGGCUGAAUUGGAGCGUAGACGCAAAGCACUUUUAGAGAUACAACGAAAGGAACAAGAGGAACGUGAUCGUAAGGAAAGAGAAGAAGCUGAAAAACAAGAGAAAAUAAGGCUGGAACAGGAAAGGAGACGACAGGCAGAAAUUGAAAAGCAAAUGCUUCGGCAGAAGGAAAUUGAACAAGAGAAGGAAGAGCAAAGAAAACGGGCACAAGAGCAACGGGAGGCUGCAAGGAAAGAAAUGGAAAGACAGCGACAAUUAGAAUGGGAGAAGCAAAAAUCUCAAGAACUUCAGGCACAAAGGCAGAAGGAACAAGACGUACUUCUUAAACUCAAGGCCAAGAAUCAAGGGCUUGCUAUCGAAUUGGGAACUCUGAAUGAAAAAGUGAAGGAGCUCUCACAGAAAAUAUGUGAUACUCGUGUGGGUGUUUCUGGUGUGAAAACUACGAUCGACGGUAUGCGUUCAACGCGUGAUUCUCAACUUCAAGAAAUGUCAGCGCUGAAAAAUAAAUUACGGGAGCAAAAUCAAAGACUGCUUUCGUUGAGUCAGGAAAAAGCAAGAAUUGAAGCUAAGAAUAAGUUGAACAAUGCUCAAGAUGUUGCUGGGCAGGAGGCAGUAAAGAUGGCUUUUGCUAGUAAACAAAUAACGUUGAAACAAAUGAAAGAUAAAAUUGCGGACUUACAGCAACAGAUAAACGAUAAGAUGACAGAUAUUGAAAACAACAACAGCCAACUUGAUGACAUAAAAAAGCAAAUGAAAAAUCUUCUUACCGAAUGUGCGCAGAUCUAUAAAUCAUUCGAAGACAAAAAAACAAAAGUUACCGAUUUGCGAGCUUGCAGUGGCAAUGCAGAUUUUGCCACUUCUACCUGGGGAGACAGCGCCUGGGGUGAUACUGGUACUGUAAAUACAGACUCGUGGCCAGUGGACAAUGCUUCAGUGACACAUGCAACGAUUACUGGAGAUAAUACUGGCGCUGUGAAGUACAGAGCUUUAUAUGAAUUCGUGGCGAGAAAUCAAGACGAGAUAUCUUUCCAGCCCGGUGAUAUAAUCCUAGUGCCACCAGUCCAAAAUGCCGAGCCAGGUUGGAUGGCUGGUGAAAUACGUGGCCACACAGGUUGGUUUCCGGAAUCUUAUGUCGAACCAGUGGAAGUUGAUACUGUGAUUAGCAGUGACAACGCUUUCAUCCAACAAGACAGUGUUGAGAAGCGAACCCUGGAAGGUAUCGCCGAAGUUCCUGAAAAUGUAUCUGACGCCGGAUCACUUGGUGGUGAAGGUCCAGCUGUUGAGGCAGUUAUUCCAACUUUAGGUUUAGGCUCAGUUUGCAACUUACAAGCUAUUGCUUUGUACCAGUAUCGCCCGACAGUUCAGCAACAUCUCUCUUUCAACAAAGGAGAUACAAUCAAUGUCACAGAGCAGCAGGACGAUUGGUGGUAUGGUGAAGUCAACGGUACAGAAGGUUGGUUCCCGAAGUCUUACAUUAAAACAACUACGCCUGUCCGAACUGAGGUAUCAUCGCCAAUUGGUAUUCCUACUGAAUAUUAUAUCGCGCUGUACCCGUAUGCAUCAAACGAAACUGGAGAUCUGAGUUUUAAUCAAGGCGAGGUGAUGAUGGUAACAAAAAAAGAAGGCGACUGGUGGACAGGCGUUAUAGGAGAUCGUACCGGAAUUUUUCCAUCCAAUUAUGUCGAGAAGUGCGACAACCCUGAUCAGGUUGUCGUUGUGCCUGAUAAUACUUCCGAAGUAGUGUCAGCUGUACCGGCCCCUGAAUCGACUCCGGUACCAGAUGUUCAAGAAAAAAUUUCGGAACCACCCACUGCUGUUACUUCAGCUCAAGGAACGCCGCUACAGGAAAAAACGAAGGAACAGCUCGAAGAUGAGAGAGCUGAGGCGGAAGACAGAGCAGAGUUACCAGAUUUUGCUGCUAUGUCGGCGCAACAGUCCGAGGACCUCGGGAGCGACACUGACUCUAAGCCAUCCACGCCGCAGUACCCCAAGGCAAGAGGUAAAAAACCUGAAAUCGGACAAGUCAUCGCUCCAUACCAGGCGACUAGUCCAGAGCAAUUGAAUCUCCAUAGAGGACAGCUCAUCAUGAUCAGGAAAAAGACGGAAACUGGCUGGUGGGAAGGAGAGUUACAGGCUCGUGGCCAGAAACGUCAAAUCGGUUGGUUUCCUGCAUCUUAUGUCAAGCUAUUAGGAAGUAACAGUAAUCGCAGCACACCAAUUUCCCAUAGAUAUCAAGAUUCGCCCACUGAUCCCAAUGUUGAGCGGGUGAUGGCUUUAUACCCAUAUCAAGCUCUAAAUGAGGAUGAAUUGAGUUUCGAGAAAGGAGACGUUAUAACUGUUCUUGCUAAAGAGGAUGCCGCCUGGUGGAGAGGCGAGAUGAAUGGGGUAUCAGGAGUAUUUCCUAGCAACUAUGUUUCUCCGAUGUCCAGCGAUGUAAUACGUGAUGUUAUGUUUGAACUGCUCGAUGAAACAGAAAGGAAACGUCAGGAACAUAUCAAAGAGCUCAUUGCAACUGAACAAGCAUACAUUGAAGACAUGACUCUGGUUCACGAGGUCUUUGAGAAACCGUUACUUCAAAGUAUGGUACUGACUGUAGACGAAGUUGACAAGAUAUUUGUCAAUUGGCGGGAUAUUAUAGUGUGCAAUGACAAUUUCUUGAGAACAUUGAGAAUACGAAGGGACAACAGCGAUGGUGGAAUUAUAAGAAUGAUUGGUGACAUAUUGUGUGAAAAUAUCCCGAGGAUGUCGGCAUAUGUUAGAUUCUGUAGCUGUCAGCUUUCCGCGGCAACGUACCUUCAGCAACUUACUGAAAAAUCAUCAGAAUUCGUUGAGGUUGCCGCGAUGUGUCAACAGGACCCAAGAACAAAGGGAAUGCCACUGAGUUCGUUUCUCAUUAAACCCAUGCAAAGAAUUACCAAGUACCCACUGAUUAUUAACAAGAUUCUCGAAUAUACUCCUGCCUCGCAUCCUGACAGGCAAUAUCUUCAAGAAGCGUUGGCGAAAGCAGAAGAAUUUUGCACACAGGUAAAUGAGGGCGUCAGAGAAAAAGAAAAUAGCGACAGACUCGAAUGGUUACAACAGCAUGUGACUUGCGAUGGAUUAGAAGAACAACUGAUAUUCAACUCACUGACGAAUUCUCUUGGACCUAGAAAAUUUUUGCAUCAUGGAAUACUGCACAAAGCGAAAAGCGGCAAAGAACUCGUUGGAUUCCUAAUGAAUGAUUUUAUCCUGUUUGUUCAACCAACAAAAUCUUUACCAUCUGGACAGCAAUUUUCCUUUGAGAGAAAUGCUAAUCAAAAAUUUAAAUUGUACAGAAAACCAACGUUUCUGAAUGAAUUGUCCAUACUGGUAGAAUCAGAAGUUAACGGAAAUGAUACGUCUGACAACUCUAGAACGAUUCGCUUAAGGGAUUCAAAGAAAACUAUUAUUUUGUUAGCACCAUCUGCUAGUGAAUGUUCUUUGUGGAUAAAGCGAAUAACUGAAGCCAGAAGAGCCUAUUUGGAAAAUGAAAAAAAUCACCUUCAACGGCAGCGGUCGAAGCAGGCGCAGUUUGCUGCGUGUGGGCGAAUUCUUGUUACUGUACUCGAAGGGUCGAGUAUCAAAGCAUUAUCUGUUCGCAGGAGACCCCCAAAGGGCCGUCUCAGACUAGUUGUCAGGGAAGCAGAAGAUCUCUGUCCCACUAAACCAGGAAAGUACAACACGUUCUGCAAAGUAUCAAUGGGAUCACAAGAGGAGAGAACGCAAGUUGUAUCAGGAACUAACUGUCCAUUGUGGGAUACGUCAAUGCAGUUCCAAGUCAAAGACUUACACGAGGAUACUUUGUGUAUAACUGUUUUUGACAAGGGAUAUUAUAGUCCGGACGAAUUCCUUGGACGUGCCGAAGUUCGAGUAUCUGACAUAAUGAGAGAUAGCAGAGAUUCUUGUGGGCCAAUUCAGAAAAGAAUUAAGCUACACGAAGUUGAAACUGGAGAAGUUGUGUUAAAGUUAGAUCUACGUCUCUUCAACAAUUUUGCGUAGGAAUCACAUGAGUGGAUUAGACGUAAGAUUUUUCAAUUGAUACUUCCGGAAUCAUGACAUUAUAGUAAUACUAACAGAGUAUGAUAUUCAGUUUACAUAAUCAAAAACACAUUACUUUUUUUUUAUAAAAUAAUGUCCACACUUUGCAAUUCAAAGGUUUUUCCCUUGCAAACAAUUCAAUGUUUCGAAAGGUAUCAUAUAUUUGUUUGAAGCUUGCAUUGUACAUUUUGUA